AUGGGCGUUUGGGCUCGAUCGAAUGAAGAUCGUAUUACUGGCGUGCAUCCGCCUUCAUAUUCGGAGCAGUGGCAUUCUAGCAACGAUGUGAUGAUUCUAAAUCCAGCACUCAAGAAGAAGGAGCUCAGACUAUUCGGCUAUGAAACAGACUUGGCUAUUCACCGGUUCAAGAUUCUGGCUGAUGUGAAAGUGUCUCCCUAUUACGACCCAGACUAUAGUCGGCAUCUUUCUACAGUAAGACCAGAGAAAGAGGAUGGUGCUACCACUCAGACGGCAAAAAAUACCUCUUCUACCCGUGUGGGCCUCCCUACCAAGGAGAACGCCGACAGCUCCUAUUCUAGCAAGAGCCACUGGCUCCGCUCUUUGAAAAGGAAGCAUUUGCGAAAGCGCACGAAAGCGUUGCAAGCCACCGUUACUGAGCUCUCUGCGCCUAAAUUCACAGCCAUCUCCAUCCCCACCAACCCACCAAGAUUGCGUAACAGGAUCGUCCUGAGCCAAGACACAAUCUCCCUCUCUGACCCAACAGGGCGUAUCAGUUUUGAGCCCUCUCCCUUCAAAGUCACUCUCGAAACCACCUUACUGGAGGAGCGACCUUACACGAUCUGCAGCACCGUUCUCCAAAGAUACCCACUCCAGACCGAGCAUCAAGACCUUGAAUCCACCCUCUCCCGCUUCGAAGUUGUGGACAACGAGACAGGCUAUGUAUUGAGCCAGAAGCCACCUUCUAGUCUCAGCGGAGCUAGCGAAACCGAUUCCGAGCGGAUUAGCGGGCACAAAUCAAAGAAAUCCCGCAAAACCCCUAAGCACGGAAGAGAAAUACCAGGCAUCAGCAGAGCCACCUGUACAGAACUUCACCCAUAUCGUGCUUCCCAUCUGACCCUCGUCUCCCACCCGAUACCCUGCAAGUCCAGCACCGAGCGCCUUUUCGACGCAUUGCGAAUCUCUGACCCGAAGCUCCUUGUCGGCCGGAGGCUGAGGAUACGCUUGAGACCCGCUGUUGCCCUGUGGAGUGCAAGGUCUAUGAGGGAGGUAUUCGGGUUUGAAGAGGAGGUCAAGGCGUGGCCGGAUGCGUAUGAAAGGCCCUUGGUUCUGAAGUGCUUGGACGGAGGAGUAGAGGCAGAAGAGGAGGAGGCAUAUAAGGGUGAAGCGGAGUUUGAGGUUGUGGAGUGA
Molecule: messenger RNA, 1170 nt
Organism: Endocarpon pusillum Z07020
Lineage: Eukaryota; Fungi; Ascomycota; Eurotiomycetes; Verrucariales; Verrucariaceae
Exons: 1
Coding region: 1-1170 (389 amino acids)
Source: RefSeq, a predicted model, not a curated record